Hansenula ciferrii is the source of this 3027-nucleotide messenger RNA. RefSeq names its product Cin1p (gene CIN1). The transcript has a single exon. Lineage: Eukaryota; Fungi; Ascomycota; Saccharomycetes; Phaffomycetales; Wickerhamomycetaceae. Gene Ontology annotation, biological process: microtubule cytoskeleton organization; tubulin complex assembly; post-chaperonin tubulin folding pathway. The record is from RefSeq and is a predicted model, not a curated record. Bases 1 to 3027 code for a protein of 1008 amino acids. Gene Ontology annotation, molecular function: GTPase activator activity; beta-tubulin binding.
AUGGAGGCUGAUGAGAUACGAGUUGCUAAGAUUGCCAAUGAGCUUCACCAAGAAAUAACAAAUCAAAUAGAGCUAAAUUCCAAAUCACAACAAUCAAACGUCUCAAGUUUAGUGAACAGUAUCAAUCAAUUCUUACCAUGUCCUCAACUUCUUGAUAAACAUUUGAAGAACUAUGUUGAUUCACUGCUAGCUCUAUAUAUUGAUCAAGGUGAUAAAUGGACUACAGAGGUAUUUUAUACAUUUGGGAAGGUCGUAUCGAGUAAGAAAAUGUUGAACUUUAUGAAGACUGAUAUUAGUCUUAUACCCACAAUUUUAUCAAAGUUUACAGAUUCAUACGAGAAACAUUGGCAUGAAGAAUAUUUGCUACUCUGUUGGUUAUCAGUGCUUUGUAUAGCUCCAUUUAAGCUAGAUACAUUGAGAAAAGAUAGUAAAGAAGAAAUUUUUGAUAUCGGGUUGAAAUAUUCCAAAAAUGCAGGACCAUUACAACCAUUAGGAUCAAGGGUAUUAGCAUCAUUGAUAAUGAGAUCUGAUAGUGAAGAGCAGUUCCAUAAGUUUAUUCAAUUAAUCACAUCAAAUUAUAAUAAAGCUUCAUUGACUGAACAAUUUGGCUAUCUACAAACCUUAAAUCUAGCACUACAAAAAGAUUCGAAUAUGUUAUUUAAACCAAUAUUACCCCAAUUAACAGAAUUCUUGAAAUCUAAUGAAGGAAAUGAAGGGUCUUUGGAUAUGAUCAUCAAAAUUUAUUCCAAGAUUGUGACUUAUCUAGUCGAUAUUGAUGAUUAUGAUCAAAUUGAAGAUAUAAUUUCCUUCUUCUUAGACAAUUUUGCAAGUAAAAACACUGAAACAAGAUUUUUAAUUGCUAGAAAAUUUGUGAAAAUUGUCAAGAUUUUAGAUACUUGUAUGGGUAUUGAAAUAGUGAUGGAUAUUAUAGAAUCUAUUAUUGAACUAUUAAAAGAAUCUUUUGAAACAAUAAAUUCAGAUAAACUUCAUACAUAUCUUUUAACCAUUGCAGAGUUUUUAAGACUUUCAAUCAUAGAUUUUGGUGAUUUCAAAGAAAUUGAACAUAUUCUUUCCAAGACAUUAUUCUUCCAACAAUCAAGAAUCACAUUUGUCGCAGGAUCAAAUAUCCGUGAUGCUUCAAAUUUUAUUUGUUGGUCAUUAUUCAAAUAUAACAAAGAUGUUGAUUUGAAAAUUGCACACUCUAUUUUCCUUAAUUUAUUAUUAGUUGCUUGUUUUGAUAAAGAAAUCAUGAUUAGACGUUCAUCUACUGCUGCAUUACAAGAAUUAAUUGGUCGUUAUGGUAAUAAAAUAUGGAAUGAAUUCUAUCCAAAUGAAGAAAACUCAGCAAAAAAUAUCAAAAGUAUUGAAAUUUUGGAUUAUGUUGAUCUUGGAUCUAUUGAUAAAUCAUAUUUUGAUAUACCAUCCAACAUUUUAAAAUUGUUCCCAUCAUUAAAACAAAAAUUUAUCAAAUUUUUAUCUUCAAAUGUUUAUAAUGUUGAUUAUGAUCUUGUUAAGUUAAGUUCAAAGGGACUUAAAAUAUUACUUGGAGACUCUACACAAUCAGAAAUUGAUGAAAUAAUUUCAGAACAUAUUGAAACACCUAAAAGCAGAUUUAAUACCUUUAUUGUUCUUUCUGAAAUUCUACCACUAUCAAAAUCUACCAGCCAUAAUCAAGCGUUAAUACCAAAAUUUCAAGAUGUUAAGAUUAAUCAUCAUAAAGAUCUUGUUUUUGUCAUAUCAUCUUAUCUUUCAUUAUUUGGGACAUUAUUAUCCUUAGGUUAUGAACCUUUAGAAAAUGAUUUUGAAAAUUUAUUCAAUGCUAUAAGAAUAGAACAUGAAGAUAUUAGAAAACAACUAGUACAAUUAGCUUCAAAUUUAUCAUUAAGUCCUGAAUAUUGGUCCAAAUGGAUUUACUAUAUGAAAAACAAUAAUAAGAAUACAGCUGCUAAUGUUGGUCUAUUACCAGAUUUUAAUCAAAAAUCGGGAGAUGUCUUGAAUUUAUUAUCAAGUGGUAUUGAUGCUGAUACAAGAUCAUUAAUCAUAAAAUCAGUUUCUCAAUAUCUUGUAAAAGGUGGAGAGUUAUCAAAGGAUUCAUUGAUAAUUUUGAUUGAACAAUUAGAUGAUUAUACAAUUUCUGAACAUGGUGAUGUUGGUAAUAAGAUAAGAUCUGCCAAUAUUCAAUUAAUUAAUUCAAAUAUUGAAAAAUUCCUUGAUCAGAAUCUUCGUGUACAUGUUGAACAUAGAUUAUUAAGAAUUUCAGGUGAACCAAUUGAUAAAACUAGAUAUGAAAGUUUUAAAUUAUUGAAUAAAUUCUUAGGGAAAGAAACAUUAGAAACAAGAUCUUUAGAUGAAUAUUUCAGUAAUUUGCUUGAGAUUUUUAAAUCUCAUUAUUUCAAGGAAAGAGAGAUAAGUGUUGAAUUUUGGAGAGGUUAUAUAUUUAGUUGUGGUGCAUUGAAGGCAACAGAUUCAUUAAUUGUUUCCACUUUAAAAACAUUCUUAAAGUUUUAUUCUUCAUUAAAUGAUCUAGAUCAAAAAGAAGUAUUAUUACAGUUAGCAUCAGUUAUUAAAUUAGAACCCGAAAAGUUAAAAGGUACUAGCUCCAAAUCUCAAAGAUUAAACAAGACAAUUCUUGUUGGAUUACAAUUUUGGUCAAGAAUCUUAGAAGCAAAUAUCUCAAUACCAGAAAUUUUUCCAUUGAAAGGUCUUUAUGUCCGUAUUUAUAAUUUACAUUUAAAUACUAAUAGUAUUACUAGAUUAAGUACAUCAAUCAAAAUAUUUGGUCAAUUAUCACUUAUGGGACUUGAAGAGUCUUUAAAAAGAUUAUGUUGGUUAACUGUGAAUCAUCCAAUUGCAAGAGCUCGUGUGUUAGCUAGUGAGGAAUUAUUUAAUUAUUAUAAUGAAAAGUUGUUAACUUCAAUGGAUGAUCCAUUGAAAACUAAGAUUGAAACUUCAUUAAAAAUUAUAGUUGAUACUGAUUGGAGUAAAGAUCAUAAAUUACAUAAAGUGGAUGAAAUACUUAUAAUUUAA